ACAACGAUUAAUGUGAGGCUUGUGAACGGAUCAAAUCCAAGAGAAGGAAGAGUUGAAGUUUUUUAUGGUGAAUGGGGAACUGUAUGUGAUGAUAAUUGGGAUGAAAAUGAUGCCUCAGUUGUAUGUCAACAAUUAGGUUACAAUAUGUCACAAACAAAUGCCAUACCGAAAACAAGAGCCAUAUUUGGUAAAGGAUCAGGGAAAAUAUGGUUAGAUGACGUGGAUUGUAAUGGAACAGAAUCAGAUCUAGGUAGAUGUAAACAUCCUGGUCUUGGUAAUGAAAACUGUGGUCAUAAUGAAGAUGCUGGAGUUAUAUGUGCGACAAAAACUAACAACGAAUGGCUCGUUAAUGUUAGACUUGUUAAUGGAUCAAAUUCAAGAGAAGGAAGAGUUGAAGUUUAUUAUAAUGGUGAAUGGGGAACUGUAUGUGAUGAUAGAUGGGAUGAAAAUGAUGCCUCAGUUGUAUGUCAACAAUUAGGUUACAAUAUGUCACAGACAAACGCCAUACCGAAAACAAGAGCUACAUUUGGUAAAGGAACCGGGAAAAUAUGGUUAGAUGACGUGGGUUGUAAUGGAACAGAAUUACAUCUAGGUAGAUGUCAACAUCCUGGUAUUGGCAUUGAAAAUUGUCGUCAUGCUGAUGAUGCUGGAGUGAUAUGUGCCACAAAAACUAUUUCCGAAUGGCUCUUUAAUGUUAGACUUGUGAACGGAUCAAAUUCAAGAGAAGGAAGAGUUGAAGUUUAUUAUAAUGGUGAAUGGGGAACUGUAUGUGAUGAUAGAUGGGAUGAAAAUGAUGCCUCAGUUGUAUGUCAACACUUGGGUUACAAUAUGUCACAGACGAACGCUAUGCCCAGAGCGGAAGCCUUCUUUGGUCAAGGAACGGGAAAAAUUUGGUUAGAUGACGUGGAUUGUAAUGGAACAGAAUCAACUCUAGGUAGAUGUAAACAUUCUGGUUUUGGCAUUGAAAAUUGUCGCCAUCGUGACGAUGCUGGAGUGAUUUGUUUGGCAACAACUAACACCGAAUUACAUGCAACCGUGAGACUUGUGAACGGAUCAAAUUCAAGAGAAGGAAGAGUUGAAGUUUUUUAUGGUGAAUGGGGAACUGUAUGUGAUGAUGAUUGGGAUGAAAAUGAUGCCUCAGUUGUAUGUCAACAAUUAGGUUAUAAUAUGUCAGAGACAAACGCUAUACCUAAAACAAAAGCCUUCUUUGGUCAAGGAACAGGGAAAAUAUGGUUAGAUAACGUGGGUUGUAAAGGAACCGAAUCAACUCUAGGUAGAUGUAAACAUCCUGGUCUUGGUAAUGAAAACUGUGGUCAUAAUGAAGAUGCUGGAGUGAUAUGUGAAGCAACAACUUUUAAUGUGAGACUUGUGAACGGAUCAAAUUCAAGAGAAGGAAGAGUUGAAGUUUAUUAUAAUGGUGAAUGGGGAACUGUAUGUGAUGAUGGUUGGGAUGAAAAUGAUGCCACAGUUGUAUGUCGACAAUUAGGUAACAAUAUAGCUAUACCAAAGUCUGUUGCCUACUUUGGUCAAGGUUCCGGAAAGAUAUGGUUAAAUGGAUUACGGUGUUAUGGAACAGAAUCUGACUUAUAUAAAUGUCGGCACUCUGGUUUUGGAAAUCAUAUUUGUAGUCAUAAUGAAGAUGCUGGGGUAAUAUGUGGAAGUAAGUUGAUAUUUCAAAUUUUAUCUGGAGUAUUUCUUCUACAUUUUCCACCUUUCCAUGUAUAUACUUAUAUGUUUAAAUUUACAAGCAGAUAG
This is a messenger RNA of Lottia gigantea (owl limpet), 1755 nucleotides long. RefSeq lists its product as hypothetical. The record is from RefSeq and is a predicted model, not a curated record. The transcript has 10 exons. NCBI's taxonomy places the organism in Eukaryota, Metazoa, Mollusca, Gastropoda, Lottiidae. Gene Ontology annotation, cellular component: membrane. The annotation marks the transcript as partial.